Messenger RNA from Culex quinquefasciatus (southern house mosquito), 2090 nucleotides. It is a transcript of the gene PPP4R2r, whose product is annotated as serine/threonine-protein phosphatase 4 regulatory subunit 2. Gene Ontology annotation, cellular component: nucleus; cytoplasm; protein phosphatase 4 complex. Gene Ontology annotation, biological process: protein dephosphorylation. NCBI's taxonomy places the organism in Eukaryota, Metazoa, Arthropoda, Insecta, Diptera, Culicidae. Gene Ontology annotation, molecular function: protein phosphatase regulator activity. The transcript is spliced from 4 exons. Bases 160 to 1860 code for a protein of 566 amino acids. The record is from RefSeq and is a predicted model, not a curated record.
AACGCCGUCAUUUUUGAAGGCUGCAGCGGUGGUUUUGAUUGUUGGCUUCCUUCAGGCGCUUCGCUUUUGUGAGAGAAAUAUUCUUGUUGAAUUUGUCAUUUUUUCCGCGUUCGUUCCGUGUUCGGCCAUUUCCGAGUUGCCCACUUGCCGCCGCCCAGCAUGGAGAACCCAGAGGAAGUGCUGCAGCUGCUCGAGCGGUUCACGAAGCUAAAGCAGAAGGAGAUUCCGCGCGAGCUGGACGAUUACCUGGGCUUCGUGGCCCGCACCGGGGACACGGUUUACCGGUGGGCCAUCGUGAAGCACCUCUUCCGGGAGAAGCUGGUCCACGUCAUAACGGACUUUCACGACAACACGCCGAGCAUCGCCGAUCUUCCGCAGUGUCCGAAUGUGGACCCGUUCAACUACGAGCGGAUGAAACGGAUCCUGCUGGAUCGGCUGGACGCGUUCAACUCGGCUCCGUUCACGGUUCAGCGAAUCUGUGAGCUGUUGACUGAGCCCCGCAAGCAGUACACCAGAAUCGACAAGUACAUGCGGGCCGUCGAGAAGAAUAUUUUGGUGGUCAGCACGCAGGAACCGGGAAGACGGCGCUCGGAAAGCGAGAACGGCGACUCGCUGGACUCGAUCGUCAACGGGGAUCUCGAGGUCAACGUGGACAUUGAGAUGGACAACGAAGCGUUCGGCAUUGAUUCGGGCGGUGAAAUUGUUCCGGCGGCGGCUGCAGCACCGGUGGUGACUGCGGAACCGGCUGAGCCGUCACCGGUUUCGGAAGAGGAGCCAGCGAGGGGCGUGGUUGGGGUGACGGAAGAACCAGAAGUCUCCAAAGAGGCUGUUGAUGAGGUAGCGGCGACGCCGGCGACGGAACCGGCUAUCGCGGACAAAGAGGAAGAAAGCAAGGAAGGACCAGGCGAAGAACCACUUACGGUGAAUCCCUCAGCUGAAGACGGCCAGCCCGAGGCAGACAUCCCAAAGGAAGACCCUAAGCUAGCAGAAGAGAUUAACGAACCUGCGGAGCCACUUGUCCCACAACUCAUUGAAGAACCGUCGACUGCUGAAGAUUUGCCAGUCCCGGAGGUGCAACCACCAUUGAUCCCAACCGAAACCGAUUCCACUAACGAUCCUUCACCUGUCGAGGAAUCUCACGACAAGGAUCUACUGGACGGUUCCGCCAGUGUCGAAUCCAAAGUUGAAGCCACCAGCGAUCCCGCUGACGACGGACAACCAGCACCGAAGCUGGCCAAACUGUCUGACGAACCCGUAGUCGUUGAACCCGCCGUUGAAGAAGCACCGCAAACCUCCGCCGUUGUGACCGAUUCCUUGGUUGAGGCGGAAAAGGACGAUGUCAGCUCGGGUUCGACGACGGAUUCCGGCGGAAGCAGCGCCGCCAGCGUUGAAUCGGAACCAACUGUCUCGACGACGACGACGACGACCAGCAGCAGCACGGAUAGUUCAACGCCGGUCGAACCCGAAUCUGCUGAACGAGUGGCACCAGAGGAGCCGGUUCCCACCGUUGAGUCUCUUCCGGAGCCAGAGAAGGAGCAACCAAUUCCUUGCGAGCCGGUCAGCGAAGUGGUUCCGACGCCAGAGGUCUCACCAAGUGUAGCACCGGUGGCGGAACCGGAACCUACCCCAGUGGAAACCGAACCGACGGUGAAGGAAUCGAUUGAAGAACCCGCAGUCGGAGUGGAAAUGGAGACGGCGGCGGUGGUUCCAGAAAACGUGAUGGCCACCGACGAAGAAGACACGAUUCAAAGCCCGGUGGAUGCGGUCGUGCCGAUGGCCGCCGACGUGCCGGAAGCGGUCAAACCCGACGACAACGCGAUGGACGUGGACGAGUCGAGCGUAGAACCAAUGGAUCAGUAGAAAACACACACAAACAAAUAUACAAAUACACACACACACACACAGUAGAUGUAGUGCUCUUAAUGUUACUUAGAUUUAGAACCGCUGCAGCUAAUCCGGACACUGAGACAAACGCAAAGAAAAAUUGUAUGAGAAAACCUGCUGUAAGUAUUUUACUGAAACAAGACCCGUAAACAUUUAGACUUAGCUGUACAUGCGCGUUGAACAAUAAAUGCCAACCUGACGGAACA